UCGACGUUCCUCAUCGUAAUCAGUUCCUCCUGCUGGUGGAGGGGAGCAUUACAUUGCUAGACUAGGAAUUUUCCGAUUGGUUGAGAAGGUAAUGGCAAGUGAGAAGAAACAAGGUCCGGGAGGAAAGCCGGAGAACGAAAGCCAAAGCCAGAUAACAGCCUGUGGAGAAGGAAACAACCAAGAUGGAGGGGAGGCUGGGGCCAAGGCGAAAGGGGAGGCCCUGAAAGAGAACCAGCCUGCCCCCAACCAACUAAGAUCUGCCAACGGGGACGUCCCUUGGGCCUGCCCUGACGGCACUUUCAUCAAACUGGUGUUGGAGGCCGGUAAAGGCGUGGAUAAGCCAAAAGACGGUUCCGUGUGCCAGGUCUUCAUUGAGGCUGAACCGGGAGGUCCCCUGAGUUACCCAUCCCACAGUUGGGCUGAGGUGGAGCUGGGGGCGGGUGACGCUGAAUGGGACGGGGCGGUGGACCGCUGCCUGGAGACCAUGCUGGCCGGGGAACGGGCAGAAUUAAGGCUAACGGGAGGAGGGAGCAUUGUUGUCCGCCUGUCCAGCUUCACGCAGGCCAAGGACUCCUGGGAGAUGAGCGCCAGCGAGAAGUGGAACUUGGUCAUCCGCAACAAAGAGCGCGGCAGCGAGCUCUACCGGGCGGGGGAUAUUGGCGCGGCAGCCAGGCGCUAUGCCAAGGCCCUGCGGCUGCUGGUGGCAGCGGCCCCACCCCCGGACUACGACCAAAUUAAAGCCGAGCUCCACGCCAACCUGGCCGCCUGUCAGCUGAGGCUGCGCCAGCCCGCCAACGCUGCGUGCAACUGCACCAAGACGCUGGCCUUGCAGCCGGCCAACACCAAGGCGCUGUUCCGGCGCGGCUUGGCUUACGACGCCAUGAACGACCUGGAAGGGGCUGCGCAAGAUCUGAAGGGUGUUUUGCGAGUGGAGCCGGGAAACCGAGCGGCCCGGCGGGAGCUGGACAGGGUGAUGGAGAGGAUAAAGGCACGGGAUGCCAAACUGGCACGAGCCAUGCAGAAAAUGUUUGGCUGAAUAAAAGGAUU
Molecule: messenger RNA, 1047 nt
Organism: Euleptes europaea (tarantolino)
Lineage: Eukaryota; Metazoa; Chordata; Lepidosauria; Squamata; Sphaerodactylidae
Gene: FKBPL
Product: FKBP prolyl isomerase like
Exons: 1
Coding region: 92-1036 (314 amino acids)
Molecular function (GO): protein binding
Source: RefSeq, a predicted model, not a curated record